Synchiropus splendidus (mandarinfish) is the source of this 2370-nucleotide messenger RNA. It is a transcript of the gene cwc27, whose product is annotated as CWC27 spliceosome associated cyclophilin. Gene Ontology annotation, biological process: protein folding; protein peptidyl-prolyl isomerization. NCBI's taxonomy places the organism in Eukaryota, Metazoa, Chordata, Actinopteri, Syngnathiformes, Callionymidae. The coding region runs from base 318 to 1730 and encodes 470 amino acids. The transcript has 14 exons. The record is from RefSeq and is a predicted model, not a curated record. Gene Ontology annotation, molecular function: peptidyl-prolyl cis-trans isomerase activity. Gene Ontology annotation, cellular component: catalytic step 2 spliceosome.
UAGGGGUAAAUAUAAUAUACAUGUUGCGAAAUCAUUCUCAAGUUUAAGAAAGCAGAGCUCAAAUUGGAAUAUAUUUUGGAAUAUUAUGAAGUGGAGAAAUAUUAUCUUCAGUUGUAUUGCAGUUCUAUAAUUGCCAUUCCUAUCUUACAAACUAAAGGUCGUUAUUUUUCCACCCCCGGGUGAAUGGUGUUAAACGACGCGCUAACCUGAGACAUGGAGGGAUAAAUGUUUUGUUUUGAAAUCAAACAUUCAGAAGUCAUACUCUUUGAAUUUAACCGUAAAUCGGCUCCAAAUACAAUCCUAACCCACGAGGAACAAUGAGCAAUAUUUACAUUCAAGAGCCGCCGACGGACGGGAAGGUCCUGCUGAAGACCAGUGCCGGUGAAAUCGAUAUUGAGUUGUGGGCAAAGGAGACUCCAAAAGCAUGCAGGAACUUUGUGCAGCUCUGCAUGGAAGGGUACUAUGAUGGCACGAUAUUCCACCGAGUGGUGCCCGAGUUUAUCGUUCAGGGUGGCGACCCUACUGGAACAGGGGAGGGAGGCGAGUCCAUCUAUGGCCAGCCGUUUAAGGACGAGUUCCACUCCAGGCUUCGCUUCAUCAGAAGAGGCUUGGUUGCCAUGGCAAACUCUGGUCCUCAUGACAACGGCAGCCAGUUUUUCUUCACCUUGGGACGCGCCGACGAACUCAACAACAAACACACUAUCUUUGGGAAGGUGACUGGAGACACGAUCUAUAACCUGCUCAGAUUAGCAGAAGUGGCCUGCGACCAAAAUGAGCGACCCCUCAAUCCCCACAAGAUCAGGAGCACUGAGGUUUUACAUUGUCCCUUUGAUGACAUCAUUCCUCGGGAAACAAAGAAAUCCAAAAAGGAAAAAGAGAAAGAUGAACCAAAAAAAUCGCAGUCCAAAGCGACAAAGAACUUCAGUCUGCUCUCUUUUGGAGAAGAAGCUGAGGAGGACGAGGAGAUGGAGACUCAAGCAAGUCAGACACUGAAAGGGAAAAGCAAAAGCAGUCAUGACCUCUUGAAAGAUGACCCUAGUCUGAGCUCCGUCCCAGCCUUGGACAAGAAGAAGAAGAAGAAGUCUGGAGAGGGAGGCGAUGAUGAUGAUGGUGAUGAAGAGGACUCUGAAGAUGAUGAAGAGAGACAGAAGUUGAGAGAACUCAUCAGUCAAAAGCUGAAGAAGGAGAAAGCAGACAAGGUGGCCGAAGUGGACGACGAGGAACGAGGGAAGAAGUCCAACCGCAGUGAUGAAUUGCGGAAAGAGGCUCGGCAGUUGAAGAAGGAACUUCAGGCCAUAAAGCAGAGGAAAGAAGAAAGCUCCAAACCAGCGGCUGAAGAAGAGAAGGAGGAGAAGAAACCCACCAGUGAGGCGGUGGCCGAGUACCUCGAGGGCAGAAAGAAGUACGAGGAACUGAGGACCAAGAAGUCCAAGAAAGGCACCAACAGAGAGGCGCAGACCAUGGCUCUUCUGGAUCGCUUCAAGUCCAAGCUGUCGUCAGCCAUCUCAGAACAUCCAGAGGGGGAGCCGGAAGAGGAGGAACUGGGAGAGGACGACGACAAAGGCUGGAUGGCCCACGUUCUGCAGUUUGAUGAGCAAACCAGAAAAGUCAAGGAUGCCAACAUGCAGGACGAGGACACGUUCGAGAUCUACGACCCGCGGAACCCCGUCAACAAGCGGCGCAGAGAGGAGAGCAAGAAGAUCAUGAAGGAGAAGAAGGCCAAGAGGUGAGGUCGCGGGGUCGGAGGUCGCGUCCAUGCGAAGAAGAAGUGGUCAUUCAGCAUCCUGCCUGUCACUUCUCCGCCACUUCAAACCUGCUGCGGGGAACAUCUGGACUGUGAUUGAGAGCCGGCCGUCCCUGUAAUCGGCUGGAAAGUCUCCUUCAGUGGGAACAUCUGCAGCCAGAAGAGUUAUCAUCGUUUGAUUCUGUCAGCUGCGCCUCAGUCCAAGACGUCUGGAGCUUCAGUCAGACUCAAAUAAAUCCUCUGCUCCCCGACGUCUGUUGUCUUUGCUUCAGCGAUUCCUCCGGAGGUCGACCUGCUUAGCACCAACACGGGGAGAUAACGUUUCAUCAAAGCCUUCCAGGUCAUCGCGUUUCUCUUUCAUUUUCAGUGUCGUGCUUUUGAGCCCGCGCUGUGACGGCCACACAGGCACGUCUCUUCUGGUUGGCUCACGGGAAGAUCAGGAGGUGGAGGGUUUGAAUCCAUGUGUGGUCACCAACCAGUGAAGAUUUGAAAAUAAAUCCAAAAGUGAUUCGGAAUUGAAUUGUAGGAAUCUUUUAAAAAUGUAUAAUUAAACACAAUUUUCUAUUUUUGGAGUUGAACAUUUGGUCUUGGUGAAAAAUAUUAAACUAGUGUUAAAGUAAAAUAGC